UAUAUUUUUAUUUCCAUAGCUCCGUUGUUUGGGGCGUACUAUGUUAAUGCGUACUAUGCGCGCCGUCUUUAUUCGAAUUUUGACCAAGUAUUAGUACAACAGCAGUACAACUGCCGUACAGCCGCCAACAGAACGGAACGCGACCUGACGACAACGACCGUCAUCGUUGCCACCACCGUCGUAGCGGACCGGUCGUCACUCGUCAGUCAGUCGGCGUCGGAUGGUUGUACGCGUUUCAUUCUCCGCAGUCCACGCGCAACACACGGCACGCGUUUUCGUUUCUACCACGGCGGCGAAUAACUCUCUUCCUGACACUCUCUCUCUCUAUCUCUCUCAUACACACUCUCUCCACUCUUUAUAUCGCUUAUUCUCACGUUUUUUUUGCUGCGGUCCAUUCUUGGUACCCGGUCGUACGUGUCUUUCCAUUUUGUUAAUAAAAAUAUCAUCGUUUUAUCGAUUCGAUUGUAUUUUUUUUUAAAGUGUUAUCUGUAUAAUAUUAUAGUGUCAACGUAUUUUUUGAAUUAUUUACAUAUUUUGGUUUUUAUUUCAUUAACUACUCACCUAUAUCCAGUAGGUAGGUAACCAUCUACUUAUCAUCAUCGGAGCCAACAAAUUUCGUUUUGGGUGAGGUACUUCAUUACACCAGAACGGCACCUGUAGUAUCUGGACCACCGGAAGGGACGCCGGUACAGCGAUCAAUGAGUUCGACCUAUCGGCCAGCAAGGAUAGGACGAGCUCCAAGAAAAAAGAUUUCUCAACGUACACGAUUUCAAUUUUGUUUUCCGUUUGGUAAUAUUGUACACCAAUUAUAAGAUUCAUAAAGGAUACCUAUACAUUAUUUUCCAACAUGAGCGCAAACGAAAAGAGACACAGGACCCAACCCAGUGCAUCAAUGGAUUACGCGAAUAUUGCUGCUGAGAGCAGUAAAUCUAUUAAUGAAGUGCAUCGAGAUACACACGAUCUAGAUGAAGAGAUGGAACGUGUAUUUGCCGGCGUUUCCAGUGGAGCUGAUGCUAACCGAUUUGGUUUGUCCAGAUUUUCUAGCGAUCGGUCACCUCGGCCAGGGGAUAGGCGAUUUAGCGAAGACGAUUACACUGUUCAUCGAAAUAACAGCCGAUCGCUCAUUCACAUACCACUCAAGUCUAUCCCAAAAUCCAUAAGAAAACAUUCGACCACAUCAAUUAAAUCAAGAGAUCAAGAGACGGAAUUUAAGAGGACUGAUGAACAUAGAGAUGUAACAGAUUCUGACAGUGCAAUGAGUCCGCCAACCACAAGUCAACAGACAUCCAGCAACAGUGGUGCGUUACUUCCCAUGGCUGCUGCCAUCAGUCCAAACUUUGUGGACAUCGAAUCAGACGGUUCGAGGGUCGAAGAUGGACUUUUGAGUAGUGAAUGUGAUACUCCUGUGUACGAAAAACCAAAAUUCAGUCACUACUUCAGACAGGACUCCGUGGACAAACACGUUCAGUUUAACAUCGACGAGAAAAAUGAAGAAGCAGCUUACAAUCAACACAGAGAACUUGAUAAAAAUGCACAAGAAGGACCACAUCAAGAACUCAAGAAAAAGAAACGUAAACACAGACAUCAUCAUCGUCAUCAUAGCCGACAUAGGAAUAAUGAACGAGAAAUUUUUAUACCAAAGGAUGAUUUACAAAUGGAUGAAAAUUUAGAUGAGUUCAUUCAAGACGAUUUAACAAGUCAUAGAUACGACUGCAAUAAAGAAAAAAGGAGAUUCAGCGGCAAAAAUAAAAGUUCCUUUUUGGUUCCGUAUGCUGGAGAUAUAGAGGGGAAUUUAAUCGCAGGCUUGCCAAUAAAAGUGAUUAAGAAAUACGUAGAUCAUAGUCCUCAUGCGGUUUUUGUUCAAUUAGACGAGUUAAAAGGUACCGGAGAAGAACGAGAAUGGAAAGAAACUGCUCGAUGGAUAAAGUACGAGGAAGACGUGCAAGAAGGCACGGACAGAUGGGGACGUCCGCACGUGGCUUCUUUGAGUUUCCAUUCACUGUUGAACGUGAGAAGGUCUUUGGAGUCAGGUGUGAUUUUACUGGACUUGGAAGAAAAAGACCUACCUGGUGUAAUAUAUCGGGUGGUCGAACAAAUGGCCGUCGAGGAACUGAUCAACCAAGAAGACAAAGCUGCGGUCAUGAGAUUGUUGUUGCUUCGACAUAAACACGUUCAACAAGAUAGCGACAAGUUUAGUAGGUUUAUUAGACGAAAUACAUCUAGCUACACAAGUCUUACGCAAUUUGAGGCAGAAUUUCUGGCUAAGCGGUCGGCAUCACUUACACACAAUAAUCUUAAUGAUGACGGAAAGUCAAAAAUGAAAAGUACUUUAUCAAGCCAUGAAAUGCAUUCAAGCCCUAAAUUUGGCGUCAUCAACAACAACAACAAUCGUUCUUUCCUAGACUUGGACAAAAAUCAUAUAAAUAUUGAUAUGAAAGAAGAAACUUAUACCUCGUCAACCGAAGACAUGGUGAAAAGAGCUCAAAAGGAAAGUAUUCUUAAACGAAUACCAAUUGGUGCUGAAGCCACUACGGUGUUAGUUGGUUCUGUAGAUUUUUUAAAAAAAAGGACCGCAGCUUUUGUACGUUUAGCUGAAGGUAUCAUGAUACCUUCAUUGACCGAAGUUACAAUACCAGUACGAUUUAUGUUUAUACUUUUGGGUCCUCCUGAUCCAAAGGAUAUCGAUUAUCAUGAAGUUGGAAGAUCAAUGUCAACUUUAAUGUCAAAUUCAGAAUUUCAUUGUAAAGCGUACAAAGCGGCGGAACGUAAAGAACUGAUUAGUUUAUUGAAUGAGUUUCUUGAUAGCAGUAUUGUAUUGCCACCAUGCGAUUGGGAAAGAGAAGAAUUGUUAUCUCUGCGGGAACUCAAAGAAAAAAGCGAACAGAUCAAGAGGCGAAAAACACGAGCAGCCUCACAAAAAGUCACGACCUUAACUUCAACUUCAAGUGAAAAGAGCGACGAUAACAAAGAUGACCCUUUGAGACGUACAAAAAAACCUUGGGGAGGUUUAGUGAAGGACAUAAAACGCCGAUUACCGUACUAUAAAUCCGACUUCAUUCAAGGGUUAAAUUUGCAGUGUAUAGCAUCAGCAAUAUUUAUAUACUUUGCCGCUCUGUCAGCAGCUAUCACUUUUGGCGGUCUCAUGGCGGACAAAACGAAAAACUUCAUCGGGAUAUCAGAAACGCUAGUCGCCACAUCUGUGUCCGGUGUCAUUUUUUCUCUGUUUUCCGGACAGCCAUUAUUGAUAGUUGGAACUACUGGACCUUUGUUGCUCUUUGACGAAGCACUGUUCACUUUUUGUCGCAGCAAUGACAUCGAAUUCUUACCUAUGAGAGUUUACAUUGGCAUAUGGUUGGUAAUCAUUGCUCUACUUGUUAGUUGCGUUGAAGGCAGUGUUCUAGUAAAGGUAUUCACAAGGUUUACUGAAGAAAUUUUUGCGUCUCUCAUAUCGUUAAUUUACAUAUGGGAAAGUUUAUCAAAAUGCUUUAACGUAUUUAUUAAACAUCCACUAUUACCAUUGAAGGAGUAUUGCGAAGAAAGCAAUUUAUCGGGCAGUGAAAAUUACAUUUCUCUCUCAAACUCUACUUCCUAUAAUUCUACAUCUAACGAUACAGAGUUGUUUAGACCAGUAGAUCACCAACCUAUGAUCACAAAGCAGCCGAAUACUGCGCUACUAUGCACUAUCUUAGCACUGGGAACAUUUUUCGUUGCCUACUACCUUCGGCACUUCAGAAAUAGCAAAUUUCUUGGAAGAAAUAUCCGUAGAGCAUUGGGUGAUUUUGGCGUACCCAUAGCCAUCAUAUCGAUGGUAGCCGCUGACUAUUUCAAUCCAACUACUUACACCGAAAAGCUCAAAGUUCCUGAAGGUUUAACGCCAUCAGAUCCGGCGGCACGUGGGUGGUUCAUAUCGCCCAGUGGGUUAAAGAGGCCCAUCGAACCCUGGGUACCCUUCGUUGCCAUCGUGCCGGCCAUACUGGUCUACAUUCUCAUGUUCAUGGAAACCCACAUCAGCGAGCUGAUUAUUGCCAAAAAAGAACGCAAACUUCAGAAGGGCAGCGGCUUUCACUUAGAUAUCGUUCUAGUAAAUUUCAUCAAUCUGAUGUGUGGAGUGAUUGGCGCCCCAUGGAUGAGCGCCGCGACUGUGAGGUCCGUAGCGCACGUAUCAUCGCUAACAGUGAUGAGCCGAACUCACGCCCCCGGUCAAAAGCCACAUAUUAUUGAAGUAAAAGAGCAAAGAGUCAGCUCUCUAUUAGUAUCCAUAAUGGUUGGUUGUUCAGUGGUCAUGUCUCCUCUACUGCGAUUGAUACCAAUGGCUGUACUUUUUGGCGUCUUUCUGUACAUGGGCAUAUCGUCUAUCGACGGUAUACAGUUUUUUGAACGUCUCAAAUUGGUUUUCAUGCCUGUGAAACAUCAUUCAGAAGCCCCGUACGUUCGCCAUGUACAAACAUACAAAAUGCAUCUAUUCACUGGAAUUCAACUCGUAUGUUUGUGUAUUUUGUGGAGCGUUAAGUCGUCAUCAUUUUCUUUGUUGUUUCCAUUUUUCUUAAUCAUGAUGAUACCGGUGCGAUCUCAACUAUGUGAUAAAAUAUUUACUACAAAAGAAUUACGAGCACUGGACAGCAAUGAGCCAACCAACAUGAAUAAUGACGAAGAUGAACCUGACUUCUAUGCUGAAUCUCGACUACCGGGAUAAUAAUAUUUUUUUUUUGACUGUCAUACAAUUUUUUCCUUUUUUUUUUAAUUGAAUGACUCGUUUAUUUAAAUGUUGUGACAAUUAAUUUAUGUUCAAAGCAUACCUAAUAUGGUUUGAAAGAAUAGCGCAUAUUUGACUUUAGGCUUACAACUGAAAAUGACUUAAGUUGGAUAACAAUUUUACAUAUCCACGAUCUUUCAAAACAUUUUACUAUUUAUCCAUCUAUCAUUACUAUUAUUGAUUUAUAUAAUAUAAUACACAAGUAUACAGUAUACUAUUUAAAAA
Molecule: messenger RNA, 4978 nt
Organism: Acyrthosiphon pisum (pea aphid)
Lineage: Eukaryota; Metazoa; Arthropoda; Insecta; Hemiptera; Aphididae
Product: anion exchange protein 3
Exons: 24
Coding region: 848-4693 (1281 amino acids)
Biological process (GO): monoatomic anion transport; bicarbonate transport; transmembrane transport
Cellular component (GO): plasma membrane
Molecular function (GO): monoatomic anion transmembrane transporter activity; solute:inorganic anion antiporter activity
Source: RefSeq, a predicted model, not a curated record